Messenger RNA from Lingula anatina, 1237 nucleotides. RefSeq names its product PRELI domain-containing protein 1, mitochondrial. Gene Ontology annotation, cellular component: mitochondrial intermembrane space. The record is from RefSeq and is a predicted model, not a curated record. Lineage: Eukaryota; Metazoa; Brachiopoda; Lingulata; Lingulida; Lingulidae.
AUGUUAUAAAGUGCUGUAUUUUUUGAAAAAGAGAUCGUAACGCAAGCUGGAAGAAGCUUGGGUGGCGAUCAACCGAGUUUCAUUGCAAGGUAAAAUUAAGAGGUCUUUACAUUCAUGAUACAGAUUAUCACAGCAAACUUGCUAUGAAGUUCGGAAAAGACUUUGGAACAUUUUCCUUUAGGUGGGACCAGGUAGUGACCGCAGUAUUGAAAAAGUAUCCAAAUCCUUAUAGCCCACACAUUCUUUCUGAAGAUGUAAUUCACAGGGAAAUCAAGAAUGGUAAACUCUAUUCCAAGAAGCUUAUAAAAAAGGUCCAACUAAAAUCUAUCCCUUCAUUCCUGCGUGGGGUUGUGCACUGGGCUACUCGAGGCAAGGACACCUGUUUUGUGCUGGAGGAAUCGGAGGUGGAUCUUGAAACAAGAAAAUGCACCACUUACACAAGAAAUGUAGACAUGCUUACUUAUGCAGAUGUUGUUGAAAAAGUUGUAUACAAGGAAGACGAAGAAGUGUCACAGAAGACCCAAAUAGACCGCAGUCACUGGGUAUCAGCAAGGUUUUCUAAACUAGGAUCUGAAAGUUAUUUAUUUGGCAGGUGCAAAUCCCGUAUACCCGAGACUAACAGGGGCAUAGAUUAUGUUAUAAGAACUCUUUUUGCUCCAGAAACACUCCAUGAAUUAGAAAAGAAAGAACACAAACUAAAAAUGAACUUAGAAAGAGUGAAAGAAGUGAAAGAGAAAGUAAAACCAAGAAUGGAGAAAUUGAUUCCCACUUGUAAAGCACAGGAAGAUUAUUAAAAUGGGCUUCAUCUGUUCCCCUCUAGAUUUUUCUUUGAGUGAUCACACUUGUUACGUUUUGUAAUUUAUUAGUAACCCAUUACUAUUUUUCAGCACAUGUUCCUUUGUAAAAAAACACAGAUUCACUUUAGAAAUUUUAAAGAGACAAUUUAUAGAUAAAUUGCAACUGGUUUCAUUAUGAACAUUUUAUGGUACGUAUGGAUUCACCUCAGAAUGAUUUUUUAUAUUUUGUUGGAGGACUGUCUCAGGGUAUUCAGUGAUACAUACAAAUUGGGGUUAAUUAUUUCAAAGAUGUCAAAUAUAACUAGAUUGCUUGUAACAAUAAAUUUGGUGGAUUCUGUCACAGAACAGUAUUUAAAUAUUUAUCACAAUUUGUCUUAUCACAAAGUUUGCUUUUUGCAAGAAGUGAAAAAUUGUAGUAACAAUAAAAGCAUUAAACCUUU